This is a messenger RNA of Knipowitschia caucasica, 429 nucleotides long. Lineage: Eukaryota; Metazoa; Chordata; Actinopteri; Gobiiformes; Gobiidae. The record is from the annotation of a GenBank genome assembly.
AUGUCUGGCAAGAGUGUUCACAAUCAGCGUAUUGAGAGACUGUGGCGUGAUAUGUGGAUGUCAGUGACAAGUACAUACUACGAACUUCUCCAUAGUUUAGAGGAAGAGGGCUCUCUGGAUCCAACCAACAGUCUUCAGCUUUUUUCCGCUCAAUACGUAUUCUUGCCAAGGCUAACAUCAGACCUCCACAGCUUCAUCAAUAGCUGGAACAACCACCCCCUUCGCACUGAACAAAAUCUCACACCAAACCAACUUUGGGAGAUUGGCAAAGCACUGAAUCCAGUCCCGUCUGCACAGCACACACUUUACCAAAACCCUCCAAGUCAAGACGAAGACCUGGAAGCCUCUGGAAUUGUAGUCCCACAAAUUGCAUGUCCCAUGCCACAGCAAAGUCUGGAACUAUUAAGGGCUAGUGCCACGCAAGUGUAA